AUGAAACACCAUUUUAAAGAACAUGGAACUAUGGAUUGUUUGUUUGAACCAGUGGAGGAGAUAGAAAAUAAAGAAGUUAAGCAAUACUUGACUAAAAUUUACCGAGAUUACCAAAUUGCUAAAAAACAAGUCAUCUUUGAUUUUAGCGAACUAAUCAUUAACUGUCUACAUGAUGAAAAAAACAGUUUUACUAAUGCUAUUAGUCCGGAAAUAGAUAGUAAAGUAUUUAUCUCAGAAUUGUUUCAAAACUUGAAACUUGCUUGUCAAGAAACAGAAUUAAAGGAGUUAUUUCGGCAAGGACACUUUCAUUUUGUCCAAAAUUCUUAUAUUAUAGAAAAGAUAGAGAAAUUAGUAGACAAUCCUUAUCUAGACUACAAUAGACUUUGCCAAAUCCCCUUAGAUAAAGAAAUAAGAUUGUAUGGAGAAGCUUAUGACUUAGUUUUGGCUGACUUACUCUCUUCCUUAAAAAAAAUCAAAGAUGAAGGUAGUAUUAAAUUAGGAGAUUUAGGAACUAUGAAUAAGAAAAAGUCUCUGCUCAAAAGGAAUGAAAAAUUAAAUUCUUACCUAACUUUAUUACCUACCAUUGCUGGUUCUCUAUAUGAAAUGACUACGGGACAAAAAAUCCCGCAAAUGACUGGCACGAUAGGUGAAAUUCAACAAGGUAUUCAGCAAAUUCAAUUAAGUUUAACUCAAAUUAUUAAUAGUCAACAGCAAUUAGACCAAAGAUUAACCGCUUUAGAAACUAAUGCUACUAAUCAGUUCACUAAUCUAGUUCAAGAAGUUAAAGGGAUUAAAUCUAUCCGCUUAACGCAUGACCGAGAAAGGAAACAAUUAGACUAUAAUUUAUCAGAAAACUAA
Messenger RNA from Entrophospora candida, 858 nucleotides. NCBI's taxonomy places the organism in Eukaryota, Fungi, Glomeromycota, Glomeromycetes, Entrophosporales, Entrophosporaceae. The record is from the annotation of a GenBank genome assembly.